AUGGCCAACGCGACGCCCUCAGACUCGCAUGCUGCUCUUAGCACCUCACCGCCGGCCAAGUCUCUCUCCCAGUCGCAACAGCACACCAGGACUUACCAGGCAUGCAUACCCUGCCGCCGCCGGAAGGUCCGAUGUGACCUCGGCCCCGUCGACAAUCCCCACGAGCCGCCGUGCGUCAGAUGCCGCCGCGAGAGCAAGGAAUGCUUCUUCUCCGCGACCAGGCGGAAGCGCAAGCCUCAGGACGGCGGCGAGGGCAUCGACGACGAUGGCCCCUCCGACUACGAGGUCCGCAAUGGUCGCAAGCGGCUCAGAGAUAGCAUCGACAGUACCCCGCGACACCCCGCCUUGCCCACCAUCAACGCCAACGAGGCCGCUGCCUACGAUGCCGCCGGUACCGACCAACCUCUGACUCCGGGAGGCUCCGUCGGCCGAUACCAGCCUUUGCGCCGCCCUACCGAUCCCCAGUUGUCGACGCAGGACGAUGCGCAGAAGGUCAACAACGAGACUACGGCGAUACUACAAUCCAAGGAAGUCUUCAGUGGACACGACGCCCUGAACCUGCUAUUUGAGGCCGCUGGGCGGACUGGUGACAUGGAUCACGACGCGCAUGGGAGCACGACCAGCCAGCAGCGGCCCAUGUCCGUCAGCGGCAACACCCCAGGGUCACAGGCGAACCUGACGAGCCCCGCGACGGUAGGAGCGCGACCUUACACUAGUCCCACGAUGGCGCGGUCUACAGUUGAGCCUGUAGUGGAUCCGGCGAUUUCACAAUCAUAUACCAAUGAAGACGGUUUCGACGAGGCGGGGUAUCAGUCGGCUAUUAGAGCUUGGUCAAAGUUCCGCUUCGUGCGCGCUGGGUGGUUCACAGCCAAGGAGGCUCUUGCCUACAUGGACUACUUCUACAAGUACCUCUCGCCAUUGACGCCGAUUGUGGUCCCGAAUUUCGAGCGCUAUGAGAGCCACAUCACUCUGCUCACAGAGGAACCGAUGCUCGUGGUUACACUGCUAACAGUGUCCUCUCGCUACAUGACUCUCACCGGGCCGGGGUCGAGUUCACGGCCUUUCGCAAUCCACGAGAAGCUCUGGAAUUACCUCCAGGGCAUGAUUGACCGGAUGAUCUGGGGUCAAGAACAAUUUGGUGGUGGUUUCUGCGGAGCUGGCGCCCAGCAAAGCUGCGAUGUAAAUCCUCUGUCCCGUAAAGGACUCCGUGCACUUGGAACCGUGGAAAGCCUUAUGCUGUUAACGGAGUGGCACCCACGUGCCUUGCACUUCCCUCCGGGGGACGAUGAUGAUGAACUCAUGGCCCGUGAAGAGCCAGUCUCUUUUGCGGAAACCAACAGCAACGAGCAAUACAGGGGUAUUGGGGGGCAACGCAUCGACAGCUGGUUAGAACCUUGCUGGCGUAGCGACCGGAUGUGCUGGAUGCUCCUUGGUAACGCACUGGCGCUGGCCUACGAGAUUGGUGUCUUUGACGAGACGAGCGAGGCAGAGUUUCAGGAAGAGAACAAGAACCUGCCACCGGCCAAAGUGGAAGCAUAUUUCCGCAGGAAAAACCACCUUAAAGAACUCCUCUUGAUUUACAUCACCCAGACCAGUGGCAGGGUCGGCCUUACCUCAAUGCUGCCCCGAUCUCAGAGGGAUGCAUCAUUCCUCAAGAGCCCUGACGAGCGUCUGCAUGAACGGUUCGAGGUUCUAAAGAGAACGGGGCGAAUCAUACGCGAGCAGUCCGGAACCUCACCCGGUAGGGAGCGGAGAAUCAACAGCCAAGAAAUGGUUCUGUAUUUCUGGAUGGAGAUUGCUGCCAUUAUGGAGCGGGGCAAUCAGCAGAUGUUUGGUAACCGCCGGCAUACCAGGGAACUAAUCAAGUCUGAGGAGUACAAGAAGCUACUUGCUGAAUUUCAACCAAUGCUUCGGAGCUUCAGGGAGCAUUUGGACAGAUACCGCCAUCUCAUACCCCCGUUGAUGUGUGACGUCUUGACGAUCGAAUACGAAUAUAGCCGUGUGUACCUCAACUCUCUCGCUCUACAAGCUGUUGUAGAGCGAUGCAUACAUAACCCUCUACAAAACAAUGUCGGUGCACCGCCCAAUGGGACCCCCCUUGGCUCUCUCCCUUCUGCCAAGGACCCUGGUGCCAUACCCGCAGCGUUGUUAAUGAGGAUGUAUGGCAACGAUCGGUUUUUCAUCCGGGAAGUCAUUGACGGCUGCCGCAAUGUCUUGACAGUUGUUGUCAAAGGACUGGAGCCAGGCGGCUACCUCAAGCAUGCACCUGUCAGGACCUUCUUCCGGAUCAUCUCCGUCGCCAUCAUCCUACUUAAGACGUUCGCGCUUGGAGCGACUGAAGACGACGUUGCCAUCUCGCUUGGACUGAUGGAAGAAGCAGUCUCAGCGCUGCGCGGCUGCAUCGUCGACGAUGUGCACGUCGGCAACCGCUUCGCCGACCUCCUCAUGACGCUCAUAACAUGCAUCAAGUCGCGGUUUGUGCGCAUGACCACCGGCGGCUCAGGGCGAGCCUCGAUGCAAGCCUCGCGUGCCACGAGCCAGAGCCCUAAUCCCCCGGGCAUGCCAGGCGUAGCCUCGCAACAAGCGCCAGACGGUUUAGGGCGGCCACCGCAAUUCAUGCCACCACCAGGCCAGGGCUACCCCCACGUGGGCAACAACGCCAACGGCGCGGCGCCGCAGUGGCCUGCCUACGGCAGCAGCAAUAGCGGCCUCGCGACCCCCGACGGCACCGGCACCGGCACACGCACCCCCAGCCUCUCCCAGAAUCACCCCCUCUGGGGCAUCAGCACCGAGACGUACGACCCCUCGGCUAAUAAUAUUAGCAUCAUGCCCCCGCCGUCGUUCGGCAUGGGCAGCCCUUACCAACCGCACAACCACAUGCUCGACGGCCACAACGGACCGCACUUCGGCGGUAACGGCAACAACGGCGGCGGCGGUGGCGGCGCCAACGGUCUCGGCGACGGGAACGCCUACGGCACGUCUCCUUCGGGGGGCGGCGGGCCGAAUUCCAGCCACGCUGGCAACGGCGCCCCUGGUGGUGGCGGGCCGGGCGGGCCGGACUGGCUCGCGCUGCCGCUUGAUCCGCUGCUGAAUGGGUUUGGGCCUGUGGACGUUAAUGCUACGACGUUCGGGCCGGAUGUCGGUGGGUAUGAUCUCUUGGAUGUACUGCUGAACGGGUCUGGGCUAGAUGGGUUAGGUGGGAAUGGCGGGGGUGGGGGAGGAGGCGGGCCUGUUGGGCAUGCGGCGUAG
Molecule: messenger RNA, 3249 nt
Organism: Aplosporella prunicola CBS 121167
Lineage: Eukaryota; Fungi; Ascomycota; Dothideomycetes; Botryosphaeriales; Aplosporellaceae
Exons: 2
Coding region: 1-3249 (1082 amino acids)
Biological process (GO): aromatic amino acid catabolic process; positive regulation of transcription by RNA polymerase II
Cellular component (GO): nucleus
Molecular function (GO): zinc ion binding; DNA-binding transcription factor activity, RNA polymerase II-specific
Source: RefSeq, a predicted model, not a curated record